UCUCUCUCUCUCUCUCUCUCUCUCUCUGUGAGAACCUUCUCUGAGAACACACUCCCAAAUCCCACCAUGAACCUUGAAAUAAUCCUUCUUCUCUUUCCUUUCAUUGUAUCCCUCCUCUUCACCAACACCCUUGCCAUUCAAUCCCACUCCAAACCAUUCUCUAACAUUACUGUCAUUGGCACUGUCUUUUGUGAUACCUGUUCCUCCAACAACUUCUCCACACACAGCUACUUUUUACAAGGUGUUAAAGUUUUGCUAGAUUGCAACUUCAGAGUGAACUCAACAUCAAAAGAAGAGAUAUCAAUCAGAGUAAUCAGAAGCACAGAUGAGCAUGGAGUUUACAGGCUUGAUAUCCCACCAGUGGAUGGAUUUGAGUGCAGAGAAGGAAGACAAAUGCAGUCCUUUUGCCAUGCAAGCCUCAUUGAGAGCUCUUCUUCCAGCCUUUGUAACCUCCCAAACUUAAGAAGCUCAACAGAACAUCUUGGCCUAAUGUGCAGGGAUGCCAGUGCUUGUCUUUAUAAUCUCAAUGCAUUGAGUUUCAGACCAGCAAAGAAAGAUACCAACUUAUGUGGAACUAAUGAAGCCUCUGAAUCUUCAGAUUUGAGUGUUUCUCUGUUCUUAUGGCCACCUUCUCCUGCUUUUCCAUUUCCUCUUCCUUUUAUUAGUCCACCAAGUCCACCACCUUUUCCAUUUCCUCUUCCUUUUAUUAGUCCACCAAGUCCACCACCUUUUCCAUUUCCUCUUCCUUCUAUUAGCCCACCAAGUCCACCACCUUUUCCAUUUCCCAUUCCUUUCCCUCCAUUACCAACUUUUGUCUCACCACCACCACCUCCUCCACCUACUUUUUCACUCGGAGAUCCAAGGACUUGGUUUCAGCCUCCAUCACCACCCAAUCAUCCAUGAGUUUUAGUUAGCUCCACUAGCUACUCUAAAUUAGUUCAGAACUUUUGCUUUAUCUUAUGUGGAUUUACUUUAUAUAUAUACACAUCCAGUGUGAUUAAUAUAUAUAUAUAUAUAUGGUUUUAUGUAUUUAUAUGUUUGUGCUUGUAGGAGUGUUUUUGAUUUCUCAGUGUUGUUGUUGUUGUUGUUGUUGUUGUUGUUGCUGCUGCUGCUGCUGCAGCACAUGUACUUGUUUGUAAUUAGGCUGCAAUCAAGUAUUUGAUAGAUGGAGAUACACAUAUGUAAUAAUAAUCAUUUGGGACUA
Molecule: messenger RNA, 1204 nt
Organism: Dioscorea cayenensis subsp. rotundata (Guinea yam)
Lineage: Eukaryota; Viridiplantae; Streptophyta; Magnoliopsida; Dioscoreales; Dioscoreaceae
Product: leucine-rich repeat extensin-like protein 3
Exons: 2
Coding region: 67-903 (278 amino acids)
Source: RefSeq, a predicted model, not a curated record